GGUAUAUAUAGUCUGUGUAACUAUCAGAGUUCUCCUGGCAGCCAUCAUGAAGGGUACAGUCCUGAUCUGCUGUUUCCUCUCCCUGCUGCUUUUGCAGGCCACAGCAGAUGAAGAAGAAGACUUCAUCUCCGUCCUCAGAGACAGGUCUCACAUUGAUGAGACACUGCGACUUGCAACUGAGGAAAAAGCAAGAGACUAUGCAGCGGCUCUCGAGAGGUUGCGAAAGAUCUACCACACAUCCAUCAAGCCGAUGGAGCAGGCCUACAAGUACAAUGAGCUGAGGCAGCACGAGAUCUCAGCCUACCCCGGACGAACCCUGGGGGACUCAGCCACAGAUGGAGAGAUCACCUCCAAGCCCAUGGUGCUCUUCCUGGGACCCUGGAGUGUAGGAAAGUCCUCCAUGAUCAAUUACCUCCUGGGCCUGCAAGACAGCCCCUAUCAGCUUUACACAGGAGCUGAGCCUACUACCUCUGAGUUCACUGUUAUUAUGCACGGGGAAAAGAUCCGCUCUGUUGAGGGUAUUGUUAUGGCUGCUGACAGCUCAAGGUCCUUCUCUCCGCUGGAGAAGUUUGGCCAAAACUUCCUGGAAAAGCUGAUUGGUAUCGAGAUGCCCCACAAGCUGCUGGAACGUGUGACUUUUGUGGACACACCGGGAAUCAUUGAGAAUCGGAAACAGCAGGAAAGAGGCUAUCCUUUCAAUGAUGUUUGCCAGUGGUUCAUUGACCGUGCUGACCUGAUCUUUGUGGUGUUUGACCCCACCAAGCUGGACGUCGGCCUGGAGCUGGAGAUGCUCUUCCGACAGUUGAAGGGUCGUGAAUCCCAGAUCCGCAUCAUCUUAAACAAGGCUGACAAUCUGGCCACCCAGGACUUAAUGAGAGUUUAUGGAGCACUCUUUUGGAGCUUGGCUCCCCUGAUCAAUGUAACUGAACCCCCCCGCGUCUAUGUCAGCUCCUUCUGGCCGUAUGACUACGCACCUGACACCAGCCGUGAGCUCUUCAAGCGAGAGGAGAUUUCCCUCCUGGAGGAUCUGAACCAGGUGAUUGAAAACCGCAUGGAAAACAAAAUUGCUUUCAUCCGCCAGCAUGGCAUCCGUGUGCGCAUCCAUGGCCUGCUGGUAGACCGCUAUGUCCAGACCUUCAAAGAGAAGAUGAGCUUCUUCAGUGACCCUGAAUUAGUAUUCCAGGAGAUUGUGGACGACCCAGACAAGUUCUACAUCUUCAAAUCCAUCCUGGCCAAGACCAAUGUCAGCAAGUUUGACCUGCCCAACCGCGAUGCUUACCGUGACUUCUUUGGCAUCAACCCAGUCACCAACUUCAAGCCCCUGACGGCUCAGUGCUCCUACAUGGGGGGCUGUCUGCUGGAUAAGAUUGAGAGAGCAAUCACCAAUGAGCUGCCUGCCCUUCUGAGCAGCAUUAACUCUGGCAAGCAGCCUGGCCUGUCCUCCUGUGAGGCUACUGGCUGUGGUGAAAAGCCAAAGAAUCGCUACCGGAAGAACUGAGGAAAACAAAAUAACUUGAGUGGAGGAAGUAAGAAGAGAAGGGUCUUGUGGAAGCCAACCCUGGUUUUGUCAGAAUGCCUGUAUUGUUGAGGAGACAGAGGAGAGGAGAUUAGUGUUUAGUGUUAUUUCCUCAGGAGAAAAUGGGGAGGUGCAUUUUGGGACUUUGGGAAUGAGGCAGAUAGAGGGUGGGAAGGGUCAUUGUUUGAUAAGGCAGCUUAAGGACAGAAGUGCUGAAGAAAUGAGAAUAUGCUACUGAUGACUGGGUUUUGUUAAAAUACACGCCCUCCUCUCUCCCUUGCACAAUCACAGUGGACUAUCUGGGAUUUUGGAAAGUAAUGAUGUGAAGAAACACAAAUGGAAAACAAAGUAAGAUAAAAUAAAAAUUGAAAAUCCUGAGACUGAAACAGUCAAAUACCAGCUCCCUUGUAUGUGAAUAAAAUGGGAAAAGUGGAAAAAAGAGUUGCAAAUUUGUGUUGUAAAAUCUUGAGAAUUGCAUUGCAGAAAGUCAAUUCCAUAAGCUUCAGAAGCUGUUUUCGAAGUAGCCUUUUUUUUUGUGGGUGCUAUACAAAGCCAUUGUGUUUGGGUGGUGAUCCAAACCUUUUGCUUUUGAGGUAGAUAAACAUUAACAUUGCAUGUUAGACAUCACAUCUUAUUUAACAGAUGCAUGACUUUCCUUUUAACAUAAAGCUUAAGCAAUAUUUCCUCACGUUACUGAAACCAGAACCAAUCCUACCAUAUAAUGGAUAAGGCCUUUGUUUCUUAGUUUUAUACGCUCAUCGAUCCUGGUUGUUGACAACCUGUGAAACGGGCGCUGUGAUGGAAGCAGAGGUCAGGGCUCAAGGGCCAGAGUCUUCUGAGACAGGGAGGAUAUGUUCAUUCUGCUUCACUUCUUAACUGAUAUUGUUGUUUUUGUUUGUGUCUAUAAAUUUGCCAAUCUUUGGCAGACAUUCAAUACUGUAUUAAGGUUUUUUUUGUCCUUGAAUGAUAAGCUUCCCAGCCUUUUUAAGCUGACUGACCAGAAAAAAUAAGACAAGAAGGAUGUGUUUGGAUUAUAGUUGUCUUUAGCCAUUUCUUCUGCAGGUUAGAAAGCUAUUUAUUGAUUUUUCUGUGUAAACUUUCCAAAUGGGCAUUGAAGUAGGCUUUUGUAUGUGUCCUGAACCACCCUGAUAUAUAAUUUCACAAACCAGCGCUGCAAGAUUAUGAUAGUGGAUUUCUUAGCUUGCAAAAAGUGAGGUGGAGGUAAAGGUGAAAUGGAAGACUCGUGAGUUGACCCCUGACCUCUGUGGAAAGAAGGAAAUCCCAAAUACUAACCUUUACACCCACAACAGUUUUGCAGUUAUACUUGUCCUAGCCGCAAGUUCUUAUGUAUGCCUACCUCAAUGAACUAUCAGAGUAUGGUAUGGUAAAAAUGUUUAAAAUAGUUUGACAUUUUGGGAAAUAAGCUUAUUCGACACUGGACAAACACUUCCUUUCCUCCAGGAAGUCACCGCACCUGGCCAAAAAUAAUCCAGCACAUAACUUCUCCUAAAAGUGCAAUGUGUCGCUUUUACUCUGUGGUUUUUGUACAGAUUAAGCAAACAGGAUAUUGCUAAUUAGGAAGCUUCAGAGGUGCAGGUAGGUGGACUUUGUUAUUUUCAGACAGACUCGGGCAAACUGGUUCCCCCUGUUUCCAUUCUAAUCUAAGUUAAGUUUACCAGCUACUGGCUCUAGCUGCAUAUUUACUGACAUGAAAUUGGUACCAGCCUACCAAAAUGUCAAACUACAGCUUAAAACAGAGUCCCAAAUCAUUAGAUAAAGUAAAGUAAGCAGUUAUUACUACAGCACCAAAAAGGCACCACUUUACCCACAUUCAUGGGCAAGUGCACUUCCGGUUCCCUCUCUGUCCUCCAUCGCUAGCUCUGUAGCGCAAAAAUGUUAUUCCCAAAUAAAAUCUGAAGCAUAAUGAAAAAGAAAAGAGAGCUAACAAAAUGAAUCUCACAUUUGCUUAAUUUUCUGUUUUGUUUCGUUUGUUUGUUGUUUUUUUUUCUUUUGAGUGUGAGCGCUCCACUGGAUGUGUGUCAUGUUUACACUGCAGAUCCAGAAUAUGCCCACUAGAGAGUGCUGUGUCAAAGUGUAAAAAGUUAUACAGACAACUAACACUCAUCAUGGCAACAGUUUAUAGUGGGGUUAAAGCUCGGGCUCAAGACGUUGUGGGGGUUGUGCUUUUGGUAUAUUUCCGUAUCAGUGAUUUUACUUUACCUGUGAAUUAGAUCUGGAAUGGAUGUGUGUCCCAUUAAAGUAGCUUUUGAUUCACUUUUUUUGUUUUGGUAUGAUAAAUUAAUCUUGGCCCAAUUUUGGAAGCUUGAUCAUCAAGAAUAAAGAUUUCUGAUUGAC
This is a messenger RNA of Scatophagus argus, 3871 nucleotides long. It is a transcript of the gene srlb, whose product is annotated as sarcalumenin. The transcript is spliced from 7 exons. The record is from RefSeq and is a predicted model, not a curated record. Gene Ontology annotation, molecular function: GTP binding. Bases 47 to 1498 code for a protein of 483 amino acids. NCBI's taxonomy places the organism in Eukaryota, Metazoa, Chordata, Actinopteri, Scatophagidae.